Molecule: messenger RNA, 1353 nt
Organism: Peronospora matthiolae
Lineage: Eukaryota; Oomycota; Peronosporomycetes; Peronosporales; Peronosporaceae
Source: the annotation of a GenBank genome assembly
AUGGCAGCGUCAUUGCCACAGCGUUAUCCCAUCAAUGAACCCGACAAGUCGCGCCGUGCUACAGUACCAGCAGACCUACGAUGCCGAGCACAGAGCAUUCCCGUACCAGCUCGAUCAACCAAGAACAUCGCAUUGAUUCGUGUUCCUGACGGCGAAGCGCAAGCGUUCCGUCACCUCGCUCACAGCAUCAUCUCACGAACGUUAGCUCAUGAAACUGAGUACCACCGCAUGCAACGUCCCAAGCUGGAUCAGUGCGACUGGAAGCUAUUGAAACGCCAUAGCGACCUCUCUAUCUACAAACGCCGCGUGGCAAAGCAGCAGGGGCAGGGGCACGCGACGCGACCAUCAGUUGUGUGCGUUGGUUCAAUCCCAGGACAACUUGAAGACAUCCUGUUCGGCUUGCACGCAAAAACGCGCGACGAGAUGCAGGUAGUACUGCCUUUCCUCAGCAAAGGAUACGUAGACUGUGCGCUGUUGGCAAAGCUGGAAGAAGGGUCGUUGACUGACCCGUACCGUCAACUAGCUCUCAAAUGGCAUCGAAGUGACGCUUUCUCCGAGGCCAAGCUCCUGAAAGAUCGUGAUUUGUGCAUCCUUGAGUCCAUGGGCAUCAGUACCGAUGCGCAAGGUGAGCGGUACGCCUACUACCUCAUGCAGAGCGUGGACUAUACCGGGUGCCCACCUCCGCUCGAGACGAGCGACGUUAUCCGAGCGAACGUCAUGGUUUGCUGCAUCUACCGGCAACUGCCAGGGCACCACUUUGUGAACGUGUAUGCUAAAGGAAUGUUCGACUUGGGGGGUGGUGUCCCCAACUAUCUGGUCUACAACACAUCGAGUUCUCUCAUCUUUUCAGUCCUCAGCGCUACCGACUGUGCUGAAGCCAAGCGCCUGACGCUCCUCGCACUGAAAAGAGCAGAGUGCUCCGUGUAUUCCUCGACUGACGAGUUGUCGUCUUUUGACCUCGAAGCUGUUGAAGACACGAGCGAGUCGACUCGAUCAGGCGUCUCCGACUCGACCUCAACGGUCUCGUCCGGCAUUGCAGCCAUGUCUCCAAGUAUAUCUCGUCUACUGUUUACAGGCUCCUGGACAACAGGACAACUAAAACGACGGCAAUCAGGCGCUACAUCCUGCUGCGUGUGCUCGAAGCGACCUGUUCUAGCAUCCAUCACAGGCGCUACACAUCGCACGUGUGGCGUCUGUCUCCGAGGUGUCUGCUCGAAGUGCUAUGUUAAGCGUCAACUGUUAGCCCAUCAGCAGUCUGUGCCCGUCGUGUGCUGUAAAUCGUGUCUACUCAAAGCCAAGCAGCUCCAAGUGAGCCCACUGGACCCGUGCCCAACGCUUUCGAUCGAACGAUGA